AACGCCGACAAAUCAGCAUAUUUUCAAAUCAAAUAGUUCAAUCAAAUAACAAUGAGCUCCACCGACUAUAAAAAGCCGAGAAAAUUAGAUUUUCCACAAUGUGCCAAAGAUGCACUCACCCGUAUCGAGUGUUUGUGUACGAGUAAAAAGAAUCAAGAGCGUUGUCUUGAGCUCAUCGCCGAAUGUAUAUUUUUGGAGAAGAAAAUUGAUUCGUUGUCCAAAAAAACAAGCAAUAGCGUUGGCCUGACCGUAUUUCAAGAGUUUCAAUUGGUUUUAGUGUUUGCGCAAUAUUUUUCGAGACCGGGACCAGAUGUAACACGAAACGCUGUAUUUUUAUGUCUAUUUGGAAACACAUCUUUACCGCCGGCACGAUCAAGAGUUUUAAGUAAAUUCAUAAGUACAGCAAUCAGUGAUUCUAUCGCACCGAUUUUGUGUGCGGCAGGCACUUGGAUGCAACAAGUCGGACCAAAUGCAAUGGCAUGUCUGGAAUUGGCACAACGUCUCAUCGAAGACUUCAUUAUCUAUCAGAAAGCCUGCUGUGAUCAAUUGAAAUCAUUGCCAAUGGUAGCGCCGAGAUUUGCUGUGAAUUUUAUGACAUCCGUAGCAGAUCUAUAUUUCAAAGAAAUUGGCAAUGACAUUGCAACACCGCCAGAUACGCUAAUUGAAUUGUUUACCGAAUGGAUUUCGGAGAAUCCCGACUUAUGUUCGGAAACACAACUACCAUUAGAUUUGCCAUCCGGUGCAAUUCCAAUGGCACUCAUAUCACCAAUCGAAGGUCUCAUCAGAUGGUGUACAUUAUCGCCACUGUUUUUACCCUUGAAUGACCUUAUAUACAGUAAACUUCAUUUGGCUGUUCUACAAAGUUUGGCAUCACAAAAUAAUUCAACACCAACUACCAUCAAUGCGAUGACAUUGGGAACGAUUGUCGACUCAAUAUGCAAUCAAGCGGAGCGAUAUCGAAUGCAAAACAUAGACCCAAACACCGAUGAACGAAUGCAAAUUUGCUUGGAACGAUUUGCGCAAUCCAUUCAAUUAGGCAUAAUGUCACGUGUAAUAACAGGCAGUAUACCACAAUUAUUGCAUCGUUUAGAUACAUUACCUUCAAAUACACUGCUCGCAAUGGUCCUACAAAAUCAAAAGCCAACGUAUUUAUGAGACAGAGAAAAACCGGUUGUUUAAUUCCAUACAAUUUGUAAUAUGUACUUUAAUUCAUUAAAAAAAAGUGUGAAUAAUAAAAUUCAAUUUGACGUAAUAACAAGUAAA
Messenger RNA from Contarinia nasturtii (swede midge), 1263 nucleotides. RefSeq lists its product as uncharacterized. The transcript is spliced from 5 exons. Bases 52 to 1155 code for a protein of 367 amino acids. NCBI's taxonomy places the organism in Eukaryota, Metazoa, Arthropoda, Insecta, Diptera, Cecidomyiidae. The record is from RefSeq and is a predicted model, not a curated record.